AUGGCCAACGUCCACGACAAGUAUCAAUCUCCUUUGACUUCUCGUUAUGCCUCCAAGGAGAUGGCUUACAACUUCUCCGAAGACAAGCGUUAUGCUACAUGGCGUCAACUCUGGACUAAUUUGGCUAUUGCCGAAAAACAACUCGGAUUAACAGAUAUUACUGACGAAGCUAUUGAACAAAUGAAGGCCAAUAUUUUCAAUAUUGAUUAUGCUGUUGCUGCCGAGGAGGAAAAGAAGCGCAGACACGAUGUCAUGGCUCACGUUCACACAUUUGGUCUUGUUGCUCCUGCCGCUGCUCCCAUCAUCCACUUGGGUGCCACUUCAUGUUAUGUCACUGACAACGGCGAUUUGAUCAUCCUUAGAGAUGCCUAUGAUAUUGUUAUCAAGAAGCUUGUUCAUGUCAUUGAUAUCCUCUCCAAAUUUGCUGAAGAAUACCGUGCUUUGCCUACUUUGGGUUUCACUCACUUCCAGCCUGCUCAGCUUGUCACUGUAGGUAAGCGUGCUACUCUGUGGAUCCAAGAAUUGUUGUGGGAUUUGCGUAACUUUGAGCGUGCUCGUGAUGACCUCAAAAUGCGUGGUGUCAAGGGUACUACCGGUACCCAAGCUUCAUUCAUGGCUCUUUUCGAAGGUGACCAUGACAAGGUCGAGGAAUUGGAUCAAUUGGUUACUGAGCUCUCUGGUUUUAAGGAAGCUUAUCCCGUCUGUGGUCAAACUUACUCCCGCAAGAUUGAUAUUGAUGUCUUGCACCCUCUCUCUGGCUUUGGUGCUACUGCCCACAAGAUUGCCACUGAUAUCCGUCUUUUGGCUAAUUUGAAGGAAAUUGAGGAGCCUUUUGAGAAGGAUCAAAUUGGUUCAUCUGCCAUGGCCUACAAGCGUAACCCUAUGCGUUCUGAGCGCGUCUGCUCUCUCUCUCGUCACUUGAUGAUUCUUGUUAAUGAUGCCCUUCAAACCAGUGCUGUUCAAUGGUUCGAACGUACUUUGGAUGACUCUGCCAACCGUCGUAUUUCUUUGCCUGAGGCCUUUUUGACUACUGACAUCGUUUUGACCACCCUCCAAAACAUUUGUGAAGGUAUGGUUGUCUACCCCAAGGUUAUUGAACGUCGUAUUCUCCAAGAAUUACCUUUCAUGGCCACUGAGAACGUCAUCAUGGCUAUGGUGAAGAAGGGUGGUGAUCGUCAAGAGUGCCACGAAGAGAUCCGUGUUUUGUCCCAUCAAGCUGGCCAUGUAGUCAAAAUGGAAGGUGGCGAAAAUGAUUUGAUUGAACGUAUCAAGAAGACUAAAUACUUUGAACCCAUCUGGGCUGAUCUUCCCAAGUUGUUGGAUCCUUCCACCUUCAUUGGUCGUGCUCCUCAACAAGUUGAUAACUUCUUGGCCAAGCAUGUCAAGCCUGCAUUAGCUCCUUAUGCUGAAAUUCUCAAGGAAAAUACCAAAGCCGAGUUGUCUGUUUAA
This is a messenger RNA of Mucor velutinosus, 1449 nucleotides long. RefSeq names its product erg10, acetyl-CoA C-acetyltransferase. Gene Ontology annotation, cellular component: cytosol. The transcript has 2 exons. The record is from RefSeq and is a predicted model, not a curated record. Gene Ontology annotation, molecular function: N6-(1,2-dicarboxyethyl)AMP AMP-lyase (fumarate-forming) activity; (S)-2-(5-amino-1-(5-phospho-D-ribosyl)imidazole-4-carboxamido) succinate lyase (fumarate-forming) activity. The coding region runs from base 1 to 1449 and encodes 482 amino acids. Gene Ontology annotation, biological process: 'de novo' AMP biosynthetic process. NCBI's taxonomy places the organism in Eukaryota, Fungi, Mucoromycota, Mucoromycetes, Mucorales, Mucoraceae.